Messenger RNA from Drosophila busckii, 1147 nucleotides. RefSeq lists its product as uncharacterized. Lineage: Eukaryota; Metazoa; Arthropoda; Insecta; Diptera; Drosophilidae. The record is from RefSeq and is a predicted model, not a curated record. The transcript has 3 exons. Bases 59 to 1147 code for a protein of 362 amino acids.
GCUGCCAUUGUGUCUGCAACGCCAUGAAAAUAACGUUGCAACAACGACAACGAGCCGCAUGAGUGUGGCGUCUAUGGCGACAGAAGAGAGUGCCACAAACACUUGGCAUGCCACACGUCAGCAGUUAUUGUUGCUGCAUCGUCAGAAGCGCUAUUUGCUCUUUCCCGAGGGCAGCUCAUUUCAGCUUGUCUUUGAUUUAAUCAUACCCAUUAUAGAUUUUACGAAUUACGCCAUUCUGGGCAUUACAUGCGCCGUUGCCUGGGAGCUGCCCAGUAAGCCACCCAGCGAAAUACUUGACAAUCUGCGUACUCGUCUCAACGAUGGCACACUGGGCAUCCUGCGUCGCAACGAUAGCGUGUCCCAGCUCAACAUUGGGGACAACAGCAUACCAAUGGCCACUAAUUGGCAAGCAAUGCAGGCAACAGCAGCAACAGCAGCAGCAGCGGCAACAUAUGCAAGCCAUACCCCUGCCUACUAUACGAAUGUGCAGCGCGUUGCUGACGUUUCCGCUUAUGCAAAUGCGGCUAAUGGAGAGCCAGCAACAAAAUCGACUAAUUGGAAUGCGCGCCAGUCAAUAGCCAAGUGGCAGCAAUGGCAGCAGCCAGCAACAACGCCCAAUUGGUGGCAGCGCAACAAGCAGCGCGUGCAGCAGCAAUGGUCGGCCUAUAAGCCAACCCCAAUGCCAACAGCAGCGCCAAGUUACAGCUACUAUACGCAACGGCCACGUCAGCUGCUGCAGGCGCCACCUAAGCAUCGCAUUUAUCCCGUAUUUGGCAAGCGACGUCGACGCCGGCGGCGUGUGGCGCAGGCAGCGGAUGCAGACAUUGAGCAUUUGCAGCUGCAACAACAUUUAAGCUCACGCGCUUUGCUUUAUGCCAAGAUAGAGCGACUGUAUAAAACGCGGCAGCUUAACGGCAGCGCCUGUGUGCAACGCGCGCUUUGCGAGUCCGCGCAACGCCGCGAGCAUGACGAACCGCAAAGCUUUAUUAUGGAACUGCUAUCGGCCAUCUUUCAAUUGCCCACCGGCCCAGAGGCGCAGCAUGUGCUGCAGCAUAUGCCGGCGCAUUAUCUUGAGGCAACGCAACAACAGCGUGGCAACUGUCAGUUAUUAUAUGCUGAUUGCCAGCACAAGUUUUGGUUUGAAUAA